This is a messenger RNA of Entrophospora candida, 534 nucleotides long. The record is from the annotation of a GenBank genome assembly. Lineage: Eukaryota; Fungi; Glomeromycota; Glomeromycetes; Entrophosporales; Entrophosporaceae.
AUGCCAAAACUUCAUCAAAAAUUAAGGCUAAUUCAACAGGCCCGUCUAAUCAAAAAAGAGAAAAAUUAUGAUCCAAUUGAAAAAGAAAAUAGUUCACCUAUAGAUCUUGACAAGUCAUUUCUAGUAACCAAUGAUUCCUUAUCCAGAGAUGAUUAUGUUUCUCUAUCCCAAGAUGUCUUUGAUUCAACUUUCCAAAAUGCAUCAAAUGUUUACCCCCAAGAUAUUUUAGAUCACUCAUCUGUUAAUACUAUAGAUCAAACUAAUAUGGCAGAACUUAGUACUAAGGCAAAGCAAAUUAGAAUUGAAUUAAUUAAUAAAAUAAAUGAUUUAGAUGAAAAAGAAUUAAUUGCUUGCUCCCAAUUGUUUGAAAACAUGCAAUAUCCAAAUGGUACACAUCAAGGAUGUAUGCUUACUUCAGAGAAACUAAAAGAUGUUCGUGCUCAACAGCAUAGAAUUACUCCCAAUCCAAUAAAUUUGAACUUUGGUGAGGAGGCAACCAAAAAUAUAUUAAAACAUAUACUAAAAAAUAAAUAA